Chanos chanos (milkfish) is the source of this 890-nucleotide messenger RNA. It is a transcript of the gene lpar5b, whose product is annotated as lysophosphatidic acid receptor 5b. The transcript has a single exon. The record is from RefSeq and is a predicted model, not a curated record. NCBI's taxonomy places the organism in Eukaryota, Metazoa, Chordata, Actinopteri, Gonorynchiformes, Chanidae. Gene Ontology annotation, molecular function: lysophosphatidic acid receptor activity. Gene Ontology annotation, biological process: phospholipase C-activating G protein-coupled receptor signaling pathway; positive regulation of Rho protein signal transduction. Gene Ontology annotation, cellular component: plasma membrane. The coding region runs from base 6 to 890 and encodes 294 amino acids.
UUACUAUGUCGAACUCUGUGGAUUCACCGGACGACAGUGAGUCGAACUUCUAUUUUGUUUCAGCGAUAGUAUAUGCUGCAGUGAUAAUCGUUGGGCUUCCUCUGAACGGCGUGUCUUUGUGGGUGCUGCUUCGUCGGCACGGGCUCAAAUCUCCAAGCUCAGUGCUCAUGACGAACUUGGCGCUGUCCGACUUGCUGUUGGUGUUAUCGCUGCCAUUGCGCGUGUACUACUAUGCCACAAAAAGCUGGCCUUUUAGUGCGCAACUGUGCGUGUCCGCCUUGAUCCUCUUUCGCAAUAACAUUCGGACUAGUUCUGUUUUUAUUACUUUCAUCAGCAUGGACCGUUUGCUCGCGGUGGUCUUUCCGCUCCGUUCAAGGUCUCUGCGCACCACUACGUGCGCUUGGAGAGCCUGCGUCUUCGUUUGGAUCCUAAUCAUCGCCCUCAGCACCCCCGAAUCUCUCGCAAUUGCACGGACGCUAAAGGACAAUGGAACCACGAACUGUUUAGAAAUCAGAGUCCCGGCGUUAAUGAUCGUUGGCUACAUACAGUCUAUAACUGUAUUUGUCCUGUUCGGACUUAAUGUCAUAUCCACUGUUAUGGUGACGAGGGUGCUGAUAAAGAAAUCAGACGUUGCGACGAAAGCGAACAACAGGUUGAACGUGGUUGUUAUUUUCGUCAUCAAUUUACUGGUGUUUGCCGUCUUCUUUCUACCGUUCUCAGUAGCAAUCAUGCUUACCACUCUCACAUCUGAAGACAGUUUUAGACGUGUGCGCGCGACUAUUUGUCUCGCGAGCAUUAACUGUUGUCUGGAUCCGCUCAUUUACUACUUCUCUUUGGACGCGUUUUGGCGUGACAAGGACAAACUAAGCGGAGACACAGUUAACAGUUAG